CAAAAUACUUCAUACUUUAACCUUUUUAUAAAAUGGUAUGCAGUUACGUUCCUGGGCUUGACAAAGGGAAAGGACUAUACUUCCUUUUUACCAAAGCAGGAACAAAGACACCUGGAGGGUUGCUUGCCCGUCCGGUCUUGACGAGCUACUACAACAGCGAGCAGUUCAGGAAGAAGCCCUACGACCCCUACAAUGUCUGCACCAGCCCUAUAGAGGCCAUCCUCUGUGUCGACGCCUUCCAAAGCAUGUAUGCGCAGAUGCUCUGCGGCUUGCUCAUGCGCGAGGAGGUCCUCCGCAUGGGCGCCGUCUUCGCCUCCGGCCUCCUCCGCGCCAUCCGCUUCCUCCAGGUGCACUGGAGGGAACUCGCCGCGGAUAUCGCCUCCGGGACGCUAUGCUCCCGGAUCACCGACCCUUCCAUCCGACAGUCAGUUGGAAAGGUCUUGAGCCCGAACCAUGAGCUCGCUCAGGUAAUCGUCAAAGAGUGCGAGGACGAUAAUUGGGAAGGGAUCAUAAGGAGGAUUUGGCCCAAUGCCAAGUAUCUCGAGGUGAUCGUCACCGGCGCAAUGGCUCAGUACAUCCACACUCUUGAUUAUUACAGCGACGGCUUGCCAAAGGCAUCCGUCAUGUACGCGUCGUCAGAAUGCUACUUCGGCCUCAACCUCAACCCCAUGUAUCCGCCUUCCAAGGUUUCCUACACCAUCAUGCCCAAUAUGGGGUAUUUCGAGUUCCUUCCUAACCCCGUCCUCACAGGACGGGGUGGUGACCUAGUGGACCUGGCAGACGUGGAAAUGGGGAAGGAAUACGAGCUCGUGGUCACCACUUACGCCGGGAUGUGUCGCUACCGGGUGGGAGACAUCCUCCAAGUCACCGGCUUCCACAACUCCGCGCCGACAUUCAAAUUCAUGCAUCGAAAGAACAUGCUCUUGAGCAUCGACUCCGACAAGACCGACGAAACGGAGCUGCAGAAUGCCGUGAACAGAGCCGCGGCUCUCUUGCACGGUCACGGGGCGAGGCUCGUGGAGUACACGAGCUUCGCAGAGACAAAGACCAUCUCGGGUCACUACGUGAUUUUUUGGGAACUCUUGAGCAUAGAUCCUAAUUCCUGCAACAAUCACAUCCUAGGAGAUAUCGGCGGCGAUGUUUUGAGGGAGUGUUGCUUGGCCAUGGAGGAAUCGAUGAACACAGUAUAUAGACAGUGUAGGGUUGCAGAUAAGUCGAUCGGGGCACUCGAAAUAAGGGUUGUUAAGGCCGGGACAUUUGAAGAGGUGAUGGACUUGGCCAUUGCAAGGGGAGCUUCCAUUAACCAAUACAAAGCGCCGAGGUGCGUAAAUAGCAUGCCCAUGGUUGAGCUUCUCGAGUCCAGGGUGGCGUCAACCCAUUUCAGCCCAUCUCCUCCGCAUUGGACCCCGGAGCGUCGGAUAUAAACGACAACCUCUUGAAGGCAUACUAAAUACUCCCUCUGUCCUAAAAGAUUAUCACAGUUUGACUUUUUUGGUCAUAUUGUGGGAUCUUUUAACUGCAAAUUAUAGAAGAAAUAUAUUUAGUUAUAAUGUACAUUUAAUAAAAUUGGGUUUAUUUU
Messenger RNA from Cuscuta campestris, 1579 nucleotides. NCBI's taxonomy places the organism in Eukaryota, Viridiplantae, Streptophyta, Magnoliopsida, Solanales, Convolvulaceae. The record is from the annotation of a GenBank genome assembly.